Messenger RNA from Brassica napus (rape), 3124 nucleotides. RefSeq names its product potassium channel KAT3-like. The transcript is spliced from 13 exons. The record is from RefSeq and is a predicted model, not a curated record. Gene Ontology annotation, cellular component: membrane. Bases 1068 to 3023 code for a protein of 651 amino acids. Gene Ontology annotation, biological process: potassium ion transport; transmembrane transport. Lineage: Eukaryota; Viridiplantae; Streptophyta; Magnoliopsida; Brassicales; Brassicaceae. Gene Ontology annotation, molecular function: voltage-gated potassium channel activity.
GCUGCCGCAUAUUAUAUCGCGACCGUAGGUUUUAUCGGCGUCAGCCACAGGACGCGGUGUUCGGACGCGGCGUCAGACGCAACUUCCUGCGUCAACGAAACGAACAAGAAUUGACGCAGAAUGUUGACGCUGCCGCUGCCGUCGGUACCUACAGCAACCAAACGAACAGCCCUAUAGCAUCUCCAGUCGUCCGUGACACUUUUUUUUAAAGCAUCCGUGACACUUUCAUUCAUAUAUAUCUGAGUCGUCUUACUUUUGUCCUAUAUAGAAACACGAGAAAAGAUCGAUUUAUAAUGCAUCUUGGAAUAUGAUCAAACAUGACAAUCAUCAUAGACAAACUACAUGCACAUCCAACACUUCAGAAGAUUAUUAAUAUGUAAAUGUUUUUUUUCUUACUUAUGUUCUUCACGUAUAUUGUGUCAGUUAAAAACAAAAAAAAAAUGUACUAAAACAUAGUACUAUAGUGUUGUUAUCUUAAUUUAUUAAUGUAUUUAUUAUCGUUGGCAUUGUUCUCAACAUUACGAUUCCUGUCAGGUGUCAUCGUUGAUAAAAAAAAACAAAAAUAAAUACGUCCAGAUUUGACUUUGAGAAUAUCAAUACUUCAGCUCUACUACUUAAAUAACAUUUUCGUACAAAAAAGAACAUUAUCCUCUAGUUGUAUUUUGUAGAUCUCGAUUAUAUCAUUACACUUGUUGUCAUAUUGAAUACACACAGAGACGUGAAUACAAGUCAAAAGUGUCGAUGAGCCCUUCGGGAAAACAAAGGGUAUAUCUGGAAUGGGUACAUUUAGUAUGGAACCCGAGAAACUAGCACGUAUACGUAUUGCAGAAUAAAAUCAUGUUAUUACUAACUUUAUUACGGACACACACAUGUUGUAGACUUGUAGUGACAGUAUAUAAUUUGAUUAGAAAAACUAUUUCCCCCACAAAUUAUUACGGAAAAUGUUAAUAAAGUCAACGAAACUCGCUCACCACCUUCUCAUAGUUUAAAUAAGGAAAAAAACAAACGAUAAUAUAAAUGACAAGAGAGGUAAUCAAGCGUGACGGAGAGAAAAGAAGGAAACAAGUAUGUCCGCGACGACUUCAGAGGCGAGAUCGCCGUUACCUUUGCUGUUUAGAGGAGGAAGGUCUUCGACGGCGCCGUUAGGAACGACCGAAGAGAGAUCGCCGUUAUCGUUACUAUUCAGAAGAAGGUCGAGCAAAGAUGUGAAGAACAUAACGUCGGUUUCAAGCAGUCUCUUGCCUGCGUUUGGGACAGUCGUCGAGAACAAUCCUUCUUCCAAGCCUUUCAUCGUUCUUCCUUAUGAUCGUCGUUACAGGUUGUGGGAAUUGUUUUUGGUGAUCUUGGUGGGGUACUCGGCGUGGGCAUCUAUCUUUGAGUUGGCUUUCGAGAAAGCUGCUGAUGGAGCUUUUCUGACCAUUGAUCUCGUCGUUGACUUUUUCUUCGCCGUCGAUAUCGUCCUCACUUUUUUUGUUGCCUACUUGGAUACUUCUACUUACCUCAUAGUCGACGACUACAACCUCAUCGCCAGACGGUACUUGAAGAGCUUGGCUUUUGUGAUGGACGUAGUAUCAACGUUACCGAUUCAGUUCAUUUAUAAAACUGUCACCGGAAAUAGCGGACGAGGCCAAGCUUUUGGCUUCCUUAAUUUGCUCCGCCUCUGGCGUCUCCGUCGUGUUGCCGAACUCUUUAAAAGGCUAGAGAAAGACACACUUUUCAACUACUUCGUGAUCAGAGUCAUUAAGCUUCUUUGCGUAACGAUAUUUUGGGUACACAUUGGGGGUUGCAUUUUAUUCUGGAUAGCCUACCAUUAUCCAAGCCCUGUAGAUACAUGGAUAGGAUCUCAAGUUGAGGAUUUCAAGGACAGAAGCAUAUGGCUAGGGUACACUUACUCAAUGUACUGGUCCAUUGUCACACUCACCACCGUGGGUUAUGGCGAUUUGCAUGCGGUUAAUACACGUGAGAAGACGUUCAACAUGUUCUACAUGCUUUUCAACAUUGGUCUCACCGCUUAUAUCAUCGGUAACAUGACCAAUCUUGUUGUCCAUGGCGCUCUUCGUACAUUCACCAUGAGAAGUGCAUUCAAUCAUAUAUUGCGGUACACAAGCAAGAAUAAGUUACCGGAUAUGAUGAGGGAUCAGAUGCUUGCACAUAUGCAGCUCAAGUUCAAGACUGCUGAGUUAAAACAAGAAGAGGUUCUCCAAGACUUACCUAAGGCCAUAAGAUCAAGCAUUAACGAGCAUUUAUUCCGCUCGGUCAUAGAGAAUGCUUAUCUUUUUAAAGGAUUACCUGAUGGCCUCAUCGUUCAGAUGGUUUCUAACAUAAAAGCAGAGUAUUUCCCGCCUAAAAUGGAGAUGAUAUUACAAAAUGAGAUUCCAACGGAUUUCUACAUACUUGUGUCUGGAGGAGUGGAGAUAAUUAGAUCCAAGGGUGCAAGUGAACAGGUAUUGGCGAAGUUAGGUCCAGGGGAUAUGGCAGGAGAGAUUGGAGUUGUCUUCAACAUUCCUCAGCCUUUCACUGUGAGGACAAGGAGGCUUUCUCAGGUUAUUCGAAUCGGUCAUCAUAGGUUCAAAGAAAUGGUUCAAUCUGAUAUCGAAGACUCCAAAAUGAUCAUCACAAAUUUCAUGACCUAUCUCAAGGAUUUAAAUGAUGACUUGAAGAAAGAAAUCCCAUUUCUUAGAGAUUUAUUAGCUAAUGCAGAUACUCAGGAUACGGUUCAUACAGAGGAAGCACCACAAAGUAGCAAUGAGGAGAUAGUUAUGGUGUCAAGAGAUGAAAAUGAAAAGAAAGAAGAACAUAAAAGAGAAGGAGCUCCCAUAAGAGUGAUAAUCCAUGGACAUCCUCCUAAUCAAGAUAACAACAACAAUGGUAGACUUGUCAUGUUACCUGAUUCUAUCCAACUUCUCUUCGACUUAGCUGAGAAGAAGUUCGGGAGACGAGGAAGCACGAUUGUGAUGGCAGAUGGUGCACAUGUUGAACAGCUUGAUGCUCUCCGAGAAAACGAUAAUUUAUAUAUUUUCUAACUAAUAUAAAUAACAAAUAUAUUACAAUUCUCACUUCCCACAUACAUCUCGAAAGUUAAUAUAUUUGUCGUCUUUCAUUUAUAUAAAAAGUAGCAAAUUCU